GUAAAAAUUCUUGGAGCAACUGUCCCUGUGUGUGUCAUAGCCCCAAUUGGCAGUUUUCUGAUUUGUAUAUUACUAUGUGAAGCUGCCCUCAGGGUCGCAAAAUGCUGAAACCGAAGGCCCUCACUCAGGUUCUCAGCCAGGCUAACACCGGUGGUGUGGAAAAUACUCUAUUACUCAGCAGGGAUGGAGGCCUUCUGGCAUACAGUGGAUAUGGAGAUAAAGAUGCUAGAGUUACAGCUGCGAUAACCAGUAAUAUUUGGUCAGCAUAUGAGAAGAAUGGAAGAAAUGCCUUCAAAGAGGAUGAGCUGCAGUUUGUUCUCAUGGAUUGUCUGGAGGGAAAAGUUGUCAUAACAGAAGUAGCAAAUCUUUUGUUAUGUCUCUACGCAAAGGAGAACGUAGGUUUUGGUCUGCUGAGAGAAAAAGCGCAGGCCCUCGCCAAAUACCUUGAUGGACCUCUGAAAACCAUCGCCAGUAUGCCCUGAAAAAAUUCCACAGCCUCUCAUUCACCGAGAGUAAUCUUUUCCAAAUACAUAAUUUUUUCCAUGUAUUUUGUAUCGGACUGUAUAUAAUGAAUGUACGUUAAUUAAGAGAUUUGUUUUUCUAAGGCAGUGGAAGAAAUGGUAGUGAGUUAAGUGGUCCAACCAAUUGUACAAUAAAGUCUUUAUUUAAUCUUUAAAAUCA
Messenger RNA from Fopius arisanus, 681 nucleotides. It is a transcript of the gene Lamtor2, whose product is annotated as Late endosomal/lysosomal adaptor, MAPK and MTOR activator 2. Bases 102 to 482 code for a protein of 126 amino acids. The record is from RefSeq and is a predicted model, not a curated record. Gene Ontology annotation, cellular component: Ragulator complex. The transcript is spliced from 3 exons. Gene Ontology annotation, biological process: positive regulation of TOR signaling; cellular response to amino acid stimulus. Gene Ontology annotation, molecular function: guanyl-nucleotide exchange factor activity; molecular adaptor activity. NCBI's taxonomy places the organism in Eukaryota, Metazoa, Arthropoda, Insecta, Hymenoptera, Braconidae.